Branchiostoma floridae (Florida lancelet) is the source of this 1178-nucleotide messenger RNA. RefSeq names its product gastrula zinc finger protein XlCGF57.1-like. The annotation marks the transcript as partial. Gene Ontology annotation, biological process: regulation of transcription by RNA polymerase II. Gene Ontology annotation, molecular function: DNA-binding transcription factor activity; RNA polymerase II cis-regulatory region sequence-specific DNA binding. NCBI's taxonomy places the organism in Eukaryota, Metazoa, Chordata, Leptocardii, Amphioxiformes, Branchiostomatidae. The record is from RefSeq and is a predicted model, not a curated record. The transcript is spliced from 3 exons.
ACGUUGAUCCAGAUAUCUGUGACAUGGCGACAACAGACAGCGUACAAGGUGUGGAUGACGUCAGGAGAGGAGCAGCAGGGGGUUCUGCCAACAGUGUUCUCACCUGGCAAGGAGGGAGAUGUGAGGAGUUCGGGGAAGGGUCCAGCGGGCGAGACAAAGGUGUGAGGGUGUACAGGUGUGAGGAGUGCAGCAAGCAGUUUAGUCAGCCGGGUCAUAUGAAGACCCACAUGCGUACUCACACAGGGGAGAUACCCUACAGAUGUGGGGAGUGUAGCAGGCAGUUUAGUCAGCCAAGUCAUCUGAAAAGCCACAUGCGGGCUCACACUGUAGACAAACCAUAUAUGUGUGAGGAGUGCAGUAGACGGUUCAGUCAGCUGGUCAAUCUGAAGACCCACAUGCGUACUCACACAGGGGAGAAACCCUACAGAUGUGAGGAGUGCAGCAGGCAGUUUAGUCAGCUGGGUAAUCUGAAGUCCCACAUGCGAACUCACACAGGUGAGAAACCCUACAGAUGUGAGGAGUGCAGCAGGCAGUUUAGUCACUUAAUAGGUCUAAAGACUCACAUGCGUACUCACACAGGUGAGAAACCUUACACGUGUGAGGAGUGCAGCAGGCAGUUUAGUCGGCUGGGUCAUCUGAAGACUCACAUGCGAACUCACACAGGGGAGAAACCCUACAGGUGUGAUUAUUGUAGCAAGCAGUUCAGUGAGUUGGGUAAUCUGAAGAGACACAUGCGGACUCACACAGGAGAGAAACCCUACAAAUGUGAGGAGUGCAGCAGGCAGUUUAGUACAUUAGGUAACCUGAAAAGACACAUGCGGACUCACACUGGAGAGAAACCCAACACGUGUGAGGAGUGCAGCAGGCAGUUUAGUGAGCUGGGUGCUCUGAAGACUCACAUGAGGACUCACACAGGCGAAAAACCUUACAGGUGCGAGGAGUGCAGCAAGCAGUUCAGAGUGCUAGGUGAUUUGAAGAAACACAUGAAUACUCAUACAGGUGAGAAACCCUUCAGGUGUGAGGAGUGCAGCAAGCAGUUUAGUCAGCUGGGUCAUCUGAAGAACCACAUGCGGACUCACACAGGGGAGAAACCCUACAGGUGUGAGCAGUGCAGCAAGCAGUUCAUUCAGCUGGGCACAUUGAAGAAACACAUGCGGACUCACACAGGGGAGAAGCCU